This is a messenger RNA of Eutrema salsugineum, 2300 nucleotides long. RefSeq names its product probable methyltransferase PMT20. NCBI's taxonomy places the organism in Eukaryota, Viridiplantae, Streptophyta, Magnoliopsida, Brassicales, Brassicaceae. The coding region runs from base 330 to 2141 and encodes 603 amino acids. The transcript is spliced from 7 exons. Gene Ontology annotation, cellular component: trans-Golgi network; endosome; cytoplasm. The record is from RefSeq and is a predicted model, not a curated record. Gene Ontology annotation, molecular function: methyltransferase activity.
GAAAGAGAGACGACGACGACGAAGGAAAGCGAAUGAACCAACCGAGGAAGAAGAGAUAUUUAUAAAAAGCUUUCUCUAUCUUUCUGUUAGCUUUCACUUCUUGUCUGAAAAACACAGACUUUGAGAGCUGAGAGUGAGUUAUGAGAGAUCUGCGGAAAUCUUCUCCCUUCAUUUCAGGACUCUCUCUUCUUAUCCUAAUCUCUACUUGAAAACUUUAAUCUCCAGUUUCUCCCAGAAAUUUCAACUCUUAUUCUCCUCCGCAAGUAAAAACAAGCAUCGACACUGCAUGUGAGGCCUUUGGUUACAUCUCUGUUAGUGUAAUAGUAAUUAUGAAGAACGGGAAGCAAACUUCGCAACCCGAAAAGGGUUAUUCUAGGAUCUUGUCACUGACCGUCCUGUUCAUCGGAUUAUGUGGUUUCUCCUUUUAUCUCGGUGGUAUAUUUUGCUCUGAGAGAGACAAGAUCGAAGCCAAAGAUGUCACAAGUACCACCACAAAGGCUGUAGCUUCCCCUAAGGAACUUACGGUAUCACCUAUGCAAGUAAAAUCCGUCUCAUUCCCUGAAUGUGGAUCAGGGUUCCAAGAUUACACUCCGUGUACCGAUCCAAAGAGAUGGAAGAGGUACGGUGUCCAUCGUCUAAGUUUCUUGGAGCGUCAUUGUCCACCGGUUUACGAAAAGAACGAGUGUUUAAUUCCACCACCAGAUGGAUACAAACCGCCUAUAAGAUGGCCUAAGAGCAGAGACCAGUGUUGGUACAAGAACGUGCCUUAUGAUUGGAUCAACAAGCAAAAAUCAAACCAGCAUUGGCUUAAGAAAGAAGGUGACAAGUUCCAUUUCCCUGGUGGUGGUACGAUGUUUCCUCGUGGAGUUAGUCACUACGUUGAUCAGAUGCAAGAUCUGAUUCCAGGAAUGAAAGAUGGAACAGUCAGGACCGCCAUUGAUACUGGCUGUGGGGUUGCUAGCUGGGGAGGCGAUCUUUUGGACCGUGGGAUUCUAUCACUCUCUCUUGCUCCAAGAGAUAACCAUGAAGCUCAGGUUCAGUUUGCUCUUGAACGUGGAAUCCCUGCGAUUCUUGGGAUUAUCUCUACACAACGUCUCCCUUUCCCUUCAAAUGCUUUUGACAUGGCUCACUGCUCAAGAUGUCUUAUUCCCUGGACAGAAUUUGGUGGAAUCUAUUUGCUUGAGAUUCACCGUAUAGUCCGACCAGGAGGUUUCUGGGUACUUUCUGGUCCACCGGUGAACUACAAGAGACGGUGGCGAGGAUGGAACACGACAAUGGAAGAACAGAAAUCCGACUACGACAAGCUUCAGUCACUUCUAACCUCCAUGUGCUUCAAGAAGUACGCACAAAAAGACGACAUAGCCGUGUGGCAGAAACUCUCAGACAAAUCUUGCUACGACAAAAUCGCAAAGAACAUGGAAGCUAACCCUCCCAAAUGUGACGACAGCAUAGAGCCAGACUCGGCUUGGUACACUCCUCUCCGUCCCUGCGUGGUCGCACCUACGGUUAAAGUCAAGAACUCCGGUCUCGGGUCGAUCCCGAAAUGGCCAGAGAGGCUAAACGUGGCUCCGGAGAGAAUCUCUGACGUUCACGGAGGCAGCGCGAGCGGUUUGAAACACGAUGAUGGGAAGUGGAAGAACAGAGUUAAGCAUUACAAGAAAGUCUUGCCUGCUCUUGGCACGGAUAAGAUAAGGAACGUUAUGGAUAUGAACACGGUUUAUGGUGGUUUGGCUGCUUCUCUCGUCAAGGAUCCUGUUUGGGUCAUGAACGUUGUCUCGUCUUACGUUGCAAACACGCUUCCUGUUGUCUUUGAUCGUGGUCUCAUCGGGACGUACCACGACUGGUGUGAAGCUUUCUCGACAUAUCCAAGAACUUAUGAUCUUCUUCACCUAGACAGUCUUUUUACCCUUGAGAGCCAGAGGUGUGAGAUGAAGUAUGUUCUGCUGGAGAUGGACAGGAUCUUGCGUCCGAGUGGAUAUGUUAUAAUCCGAGAAUCGAGUUAUUUCAUGGACGCAAUCACGACGUUGGCGAAGGGGAUGAGGUGGAGUUGCCGGAGAGAAGAGACAGAGUAUGCCGUUGAAAGCGAGAAGAUUCUGGUCUGCCAGAAAAAGCUCUGGUUUUCUUCUAACCAAACCUCUUGAUUAGAAGGCACUGUACCGAUGUUAAACCGAUGAUAUGGAUAAUCAUAGUGCUUCUCAUCUCCUAUGGUGUACUCUUUGGGGGUGUUUACAGAGACAAAAGAGAUCUGGUUCUAUGAAAUCCACGAUAUAUAGCUAUAAACAACAAUUUCUUCUCUUUAA